This is a messenger RNA of Ophidiomyces ophidiicola, 1461 nucleotides long. RefSeq lists its product as uncharacterized. Gene Ontology annotation, molecular function: transmembrane transporter activity. The coding region runs from base 1 to 1461 and encodes 486 amino acids. The record is from RefSeq and is a predicted model, not a curated record. The transcript has 8 exons. Gene Ontology annotation, cellular component: membrane. Gene Ontology annotation, biological process: transmembrane transport. NCBI's taxonomy places the organism in Eukaryota, Fungi, Ascomycota, Eurotiomycetes, Onygenales, Onygenaceae.
AUGUCGCGAGACGAAGAGAAAGUCUCCCGUGAUGGCGUCGAGCAUGUCGAUGCCAUCCCGAGCAGCAAGUAUUCAGAUGAUGUCGAUGUUGAUGAGGAAUUCACAUACAAGGAGCAACGGAAAAUUAUCCACCGUGUGGAUAAGCGACUGGUGACUACAUGUGGGCUGGGUUAUUGCGUCAGUUUGAUGGACAGGACGAAUACUUCCAUGGCAGCUAUUGCUGGAAUGAAUAAAGAAUUGGCCUUGAACGUGGGCUUCCGAUAUUCGAUAAUCGUCCUGGUCUUUUUCAUCACUUAUAUCGUUUUCCAGCCUUUUGCGACCGUCCUCAUAAGAAAGAUUGGCCCCCGUAUCUUCAUUUCGCUAAUUGUUGCCUCAUGGGGCUUUUGUUUAAUCGGUUUUGGUUUUGCGAAAGAUUGGCACGCAAUGGCUGGUCUGAGAGCUCUACUUGGUGUUCUCGAAGCUGGUUUUUUCCCAGGAGCUGUAUUUCUCCUUUCCUGCUGGUAUUCACGAUUUGAGGUACAAAAGCGAUACUCCCUUUUUUACUUUAUUGGCGCCGUUGCCGGUUCCUUGUCUGGCAUUCUCGCUUUUGGUCUUAGUCAAAUGAACGGCAUGCAUGGACUGGGCGGCUGGAGAUGGAUUUUCAUUAUGGAGGGAGUUAUUUCCAUUGCGGUUGCAAUUAUUUGCUAUAUCUUCAUUGUUGAUUUCCCGGAUAAAGCCGAUAAGGCAUGGGGUUUCCUCAGCGCCAAUGAGCGCGCAUUCAUUAUUCGGCGAAUUAACAAGGAUCGAGGAGAUGCCGAUGCUGAGGCCUUCUCUCUCAAGAAGUUCCUUACGCCUGCUUUGGACUUAAAAAUCUGGGGGUUUGCCCUGAUUUUCUUUUGCCUUACUACCGUGACUUAUGCCAUUGCAUACUUCCUGCCCAUCAUUCUCGCCCAAGGCAUGGGUUUUGGCGUUGGAGAAUCUCAGUGCCUGGUCGCACCUCCGUACGGCUUUGCGGCCAUUCUCAUGUUCGCCACAUCCUGGGUUGGAGAUAAAUACAGGAUUCGAGCACCAGUCAUCGCUUUCAACGUCAUUAUUACGCUUAUCGGUCUGCCGAUGAUGGGAUUCGGAAAGGGCAACGCCCUUCGUUACGCAGGCGUCUUCCUCGUUACUGCGGGAGCCAAUGCCAACAUCCCGGCAUCGAUGGCAUACCAGGCCAAUAACAUUCGAGGACAAUGGACCCGGGCUUUGUCCAGUGCAACAUUGGUCGGAAUGGGAGGUGUGGGAGGUAUUGCUGGCAGUUUGGUGUUCCGGUCGCAAGAUGCGCCCAAGUAUUACCCUGGCAUUUGGGCUGCCAUCACGUCCCAACUCAUCAUCCUCGUGGUUCUCACAGUUAUGAGCUUGUAUUUCUGGAGAUGCAACCGCAAGGCGGACCGUGGAGAGAUGGUUAUCGAGCGUUCCCCUGAAUUCCGUUACACCAUUUGA